Molecule: messenger RNA, 2486 nt
Organism: Homo sapiens (human)
Lineage: Eukaryota; Metazoa; Chordata; Mammalia; Primates; Hominidae
Gene: QRFPR
Product: pyroglutamylated RFamide peptide receptor
Exons: 4
Coding region: 372-944 (190 amino acids)
Biological process (GO): neuropeptide signaling pathway; G protein-coupled receptor signaling pathway
Cellular component (GO): membrane; plasma membrane
Molecular function (GO): G protein-coupled receptor activity; neuropeptide Y receptor activity
Source: RefSeq, a predicted model, not a curated record
AUGGCCAGAAGGCGGGGAGCCAGAGGCGCCAGGACCCUCGCGUGGCGCUCCAGCACCCCAGACCGUGGCGGCGCCUCGCCUUAGGGAAGAGCAAGGGAAGAACUUUAUUUGAACCGCGAACAUUUUUUGGUCACUGAGAUCGAGUCUCCCAGUGCUUUGGCUUCCCGCCUCUUUAUCGUGGGUUUGAUCCCUGAGCUGCUCUCCUUUCCCGAACCUCCCGGGGUGCAGCCUAGAGCCCUCCCGCGCGGCUGACUCCAGAGUAGAGGAAGGGAGGCGGCCUCCGGCUGGUCCCCCGAAGCCCUCGCUGCCCCGCAGAUGCGGAUGGCCAGCCAGUAGCGGGCGGUGGCCCCGCGUCCCGGGAGCGCACAGCAAUGCAGGCGCUUAACAUUACCCCGGAGCAGUUCUCUCGGCUGCUGCGGGACCACAACCUGACGCGGGAGCAGUUCAUCGCUCUGUACCGGCUGCGACCGCUCGUCUACACCCCAGAGCUGCCGGGACGCGCCAAGCUGGCCCUCGUGCUCACCGGCGUGCUCAUCUUCGCCCUGGCGCUCUUUGGCAAUGCUCUGGUGUUCUACGUGGUGACCCGCAGCAAGGCCAUGCGCACCGUCACCAACAUCUUUAUCUGCUCCUUGGCGCUCAGUGACCUGCUCAUCACCUUCUUCUGCAUUCCCGUCACCAUGCUCCAGAACAUUUCCGACAACUGGCUGGGGGGUGCUUUCAUUUGCAAGAUGGUGCCAUUUGUCCAGUCUACCGCUGUUGUGACAGAAAUCCUCACUAUGACCUGCAUUGCUGUGGAAAGGCACCAGGGACUUGUGCAUCCUUUUAAAAUGAAGUGGCAAUACACCAACCGAAGGGCUUUCACAAUGCUAGGUGUGGUCUGGCUGGUGGCAGUCAUCGUAGGAUCACCCAUGUGGCACGUGCAACAACUUGAGGCUUUACCCUGAAUAGAAAUAUAUUUAAGAGAGAGAAGAGCACAAAGCCCUGCCAUGUGUUUAUGAUGCCUUGAUCAAUGUGGCUUCACUGACAUCAGUCAUUGAAUUAUGUCUUGUUUUGGUGCCCCGUGGUAAGAUUCAUUAUGGGUGAGAGAUGUGAUUUCUGUAACUUGGGAAAAGGGUGAUUAUGAAACAGGAAGUGGGAAUUUAGACCCAGCGUGACACUUCAAACUUGGGGACGAUAUUAGGCAGUGGAAUUUUAGAGAAGUGUAUGUUUGGAAAUAGAAGAUCUGAAAUUGAAGAUCAAAGAUCUGAAAUUUUCCAUAAAACCAUCUGAGCAUACCCUCAGGAAGUCUUUGCUGAAGUCCACAGUCAGGACUUUGCUGAAGUCAGGAAGUCCGUAGUCCCUAGGGCUAUGUGAACCUGAUCCAAGACUUCCAGUUCAGCAUGCUCUUAGAUGUGUCAGUCCAUACCCCCUGGUCAUUGGCCUUUGCAUGCUUUGCUUCCAUGGAGUUGGAAUGAAUUUCAUUUUAACAUCCUAUUUCCAGAGAGUUUGAAUCUUGAGAUUAUUUUUCAGUGAGUGUUAUUCCUAGUUGCAUCUGUAAGUAACACCUAGGUCAGAACUUGAAUUUUCUUACCUUUGAUGAGUAACCAAAAAGUUGCUGUCCCUCAUUCAAUUCACAUUGAAGACUGGUGAUAAAAUUUCCUGGGAAUGUAGGCAGAAAUAUGUCUGAGACCCAAGUAUUCAGCUCCACAGUAACUAAAAUAACAAUGGUUUUGAUAAAUAUUCUCGUUUUUAUUCCUAUUACCCAAAAAAGUGACUUCUGAAUAUGCUUUAAAUAUUUAGUUUGUUCUUGAACUAGCCCUUAAAGCACUCUCUAUUAUUUAUUAUUGUUGUUAAUAAUACUUUUGAGCUUAUAAGAUGAGUCUACCAGAAAUAGUACGAAUAAACCAGCAGGUACAAUCUGAAUAUUUGUAUAUUGGCAAUAGUUUGAAUCCCAAUUUCUCAUUCAUCUCAGGAUAAAAGCUGCCAGUUGCCUCUUUAAUAUCUUUCUAAGCAAUCUGAUCAUUGCAAUAUAUGAAGUAGCAGUAACAAAACGCAGCUUUCAGUACUUUUCAAUUGAAAGAUGUCUCAUGCCUUGUCAAAAAUCUGUCUCAACAAUUGAAGAAGCAAAAUAAUUUAAUAUUAGACUACCUAGCAUGUAUUGCAAAAUAUUUUUCAGUAUAUACUUUGGCAAAUAUAGUGCUCUUUCAGUCGAUUGAAAACUUGUGACUAGUGGAAAUAGAAGUUGAGAAAGACAAUAAAUGAAAGUAAACAGGCUAUGGACCUGAAUUCCAUUUAGAAUAGAAAAGCUGGUAUAAAACUCUUAAGAACUUAAGCAGUGAAGUGGAAAAACUAUGCUUCACAACAAAAGAACAAUUAAAAAUGUAUCUCAUUUGAAAUACGUGCUGGGGACAAAUUUGAAAGAACUUAAAAAAUGUUGUGUUGCAAUAAUACUUGGCUGAUUUCUGUUUUUUGAUGCUGACUACUGGUUCUUUUAAUGAAUUAUUCUU